GCUGACUUCCCGGCAUCCUAAAUCAAAACAUAUUACGCGUUAUGUACAAUUUUCGGUUAUUUUCAUUAAAAUUGUGAAAUUGAAUAGUUAAUUACUUCACACUGUCGUUCACCUAAAUUAAAUAAUGGAUAGGGCAGAACAGGUACACGCACUGGAAGAUGGACAACGCAAUGCUCUGAAUUAUAAGUUUUCCCCGGAAGAAUUAAAAGUACUGCAGGAAUGUAACCGCGAAGCGUUCUUCCAACGGUCACUGCCGUUCGGAACGAUUUGCGGCAUCGGAACCUGGUAUGCUGUUCAGAGAGGAUAUUUAAAGGCUAGUCAACGUUUCGGUGCUGGACCAAAAGUUUUUAUCGGUAUUACCUUGGGAUACUUUAUGGGAAAGCUGAGCUACCAAACCAGGUGCGCUGAUAAAAUUAUGCGUAUUCCCAAUUCAAGACUUGCUGAAUUGAUUCGCCAGCGCCGGCAGGGUGGUCCUGGGGGUGUUGAGAGACUAUUGCCUGAUCAAGGUUUAGGUGCCGGUAGCAUGCUAUCUCCAUUUGGACCAACCUCUCCGAGUGACAGCUACACCGAGAAACAACUGGAUCGGUCCGAUACAUUCAACCUAGAUAUACACGUUCCGCAGUACUCCGGACUGGAUGACAGUGGGCGACCUACACUCGAUUCCAAUCAGGCAUUUGACGAGGAUCUCCAGCUGCCGCCAAGUCCUCAGGUGACCAAAUCCUACGAAGAACUACGGCGACAGAAUCGGGAGGAGUAUGUAAAACGACACCAGGCCCCCUAUCGGUCGCCGGUUCUAGACGACCAACCGCCGAUUAGGCGCGAGGUGGACCGACCGAAGUACGAGGAUCAACCCCAGCCAUCGCUACCCAAAAAUAAGUAUGGCGAUACUUGGUCACAAUGAGGGGGUAUUGUUCUUCAGCCGAUACAGGAUUGUUGAGUAAAUUUGAUGUAGCAUGUGCAACUGUUGUUCAAUAAAAUUGUGACAAUUAGUAA
Messenger RNA from Topomyia yanbarensis, 993 nucleotides. It is a transcript of the gene asrij, whose product is annotated as OCIA domain-containing protein 1. Gene Ontology annotation, cellular component: endosome. The coding region runs from base 125 to 901 and encodes 258 amino acids. The transcript is spliced from 5 exons. The record is from RefSeq and is a predicted model, not a curated record. Lineage: Eukaryota; Metazoa; Arthropoda; Insecta; Diptera; Culicidae.